UGCUCCCACAUGAAAAAAAUACAUCCGUUUACUAUAGAAUACUACCCUACUUACUAUAGAAUUCACAUAGUUGAGGUGUGGCUUGGGAGACUCCAGAGGGAUCCAGGAAGAAACUGACUCGGGUUAGCCAGAGGCAGAUGCAGAACGGAACAGGAGCGGCUGAGGAAGUUCGUCUCAGAGAGAGUAAGAGAGCAGAGGAAACUACUGUAGAGAGAGACAUGGCAGACACAGAAAACGAGUCAAAAUCCAAACCAGACCAGAAACUCUGCUGCACUGUGUGUUCCAGUGCUCUCAAUAAGGAUAAGUUCGCUACCUGUGGCCACUCAGUCUGUGCCUCCUGCUUGGGGAAGAAAGGUAAAGGCUGUCCUGAGUGUCUACAGAGCUCUGGCAAGCCUGAAACUGCACCUGUGGAACAGAAUGGAACGUUGAAUGGAAUGGUGGCUGAGUCUCCACCGGUGAUCAAAACCAAAGAAAAAUAUGAAAAGGACAUAGAAGCCCAGGAUUCAAAGACCGCAGAGGAAACAAUGAUAAAGGAAGACCUGGAGGAAGCAGAGGACCCUACAAAAACAGAAGAGAAAAGGAAAGAGAAAGAGAGUGACCCUCCACAGCCUGCAGAGGAAGUGAAUGAGGAUGGGGUGAACAAGAAAUCAAAGGAAGAGAAAGCAAAAGAAGAGAAUGCAAAGGAAGAAUACAAGGCAAACGAAGAAGAGGUCAAGGAAGAGGUGAAAGUAGAGUCAUUGGGACUCGAUGAUGUUGUGUGUGACUCAUGUAUGGAGACGAGCCCGUGCAUGGCCCUAAAGUCGUGCCACACCUGCCUUGUGUCCUACUGCGAGGCCCACCUCAGGCCCCACUUGGAGAACCCCAAGUUCCAGAACCACCGUCUGGUGGAGCCGCUGAGGGACAUCGAGAGACGGACCUGUGAGAUUCACAAAUGGUCCCUGGAGCUGUUCUGCUGUUCUGAUGCUGUGUGUGUCUGUCAGGACUGUGUGACAGAAGACCAUAGGGGACAUAACACUGUUCCUGUGUUAGAGGCGCGCAGAACCAUAGAGAGGGAAUUACGAGAUAAACAAACAGAGAUGGUGAAGACAGUGGCGGCAGCAGAGAAUGCCAUCAACCAACUCCAACUUAACACGGUUUCCUUUGAGAAUUCAGUGAUGGCGGUCCGUGAGGUGAUUGACAGCCAGUUUAUGGAGCUGCAGGCUGCGGUGGAGCGGGCCAAGAGAGAGGUGACAGAGAUCCUGGAGGGAGAGGACAAGCAGGCUCUCAGACAGACCGAGGGGAUCAAGGUACACCUGGAGCAGAAGUGCACUGAGCUGAAGAAGACACAAGAGCAGUUGAAAAAGCUCUCGAAGAACAAGAACGACGUGGACUUCCUACAAGAGUACUCUAAGUGGAAGAAGGACAGCCCUGACAUUACCCUACCUGGGUUACACAUCGGCCUUAUGGACCGGCUCAACUCCUUCAGCAGAGUAAUUGUUACCUCCACACAGGAGCUGUGUGAGAAGCUGCUGUCCAAUUUCAUAGAGACACUCAAAGAGACCUGCAAAAAUGACAAGAUGGGGAUAAAAACCACAGUCCAUGAAACAAUCGCAGCCAAACAGAACAUGACUGUGCCAGACCCAAAGACGCGGGAUGACUUUCUAAAGUAUGCCGGGCCUGUGAGUUUUGACGCAGACACGGCCCAUAAGUUCCUGCGUCUGACUGAGGAAAACAGUAAGGUGACCAACACCACACCCUGGCAACACCCGUACCCCGAUGUCCCUGAGCGCUUUGAGAACUGGCGCCAGGUACUGGCCACAGAGAGCUUCUAUGUUGGUCGACACUACUUCGAGGUGGACGUGAGCGGUGAGGGCACGUACGUCGGACUCACCUACAAGAGCAUCGAUCGCAAGGGCCCAAAGAACAACAGCUGCAUUACUGGCAAUGACUUCUCAUGGUGUCUACAAUGGAACGGCCGCAGCUUCUCUGCCUGGCACAGUGAUGUGGAGACGCCUCUGAAAGUGGAGAAGUUCACACGUAUUGGGGUCUAUGUGGAAUUCAGCUGUGGCCUACUGGCCUUCUAUGGGGUGGAUAAUGCUGUCGGCAUGACCCUCAUUCACAAAUACAAGGCUGACUUUCUGGAGCCUCUCUACCCAGCCUUCUGGCUGUCGAAGAAGGAGAACGUGAUAGAGCUUGUUGGACCUGGGGAGUCGCUGACACUGAAAAGCCCCUCUCCUCCUAACUCACCCCCAAACACCGAUGUUGCACCCCCCAGCCGUUUCACAGUAUCUUCUGUUGUUGAUCAAUGAUUCAGUUGUCAGUGGUAAAUUUCCCCUGUCAACCCGCAAAAGUUUCAGAAUGCAAGAAGAAAUGGAAAAGGAAGUGCAUCAGCUGGCCCCAUACUUAUACAUAUACUUAUGUAAAUAUUUCUGUUUUUAUUUUUAAUACAUUUGCAAAGAUUUCCAAGACCUGUUUUCCACUUUGUCAUUAUGGGGUAUUGUGUGUAGAUUGAUGAGGGGAUUUUUUUAUUUAAUCCAUUUCAGAAUAAGGCUGUAACGUUACAAAAUGUGGAAAAAGUUAAGGGGUCUGAAUACUUUCCGAAUGCACUGUAUAUCCCAAUAAGGUGACAAUAAACCUCACUAGAUUUGUAAAUGAUAUUCUAAA
Molecule: messenger RNA, 2643 nt
Organism: Oncorhynchus tshawytscha (Chinook salmon)
Lineage: Eukaryota; Metazoa; Chordata; Actinopteri; Salmoniformes; Salmonidae
Product: tripartite motif-containing protein 16
Exons: 7
Coding region: 138-2288 (716 amino acids)
Molecular function (GO): zinc ion binding; protein binding
Source: RefSeq, a predicted model, not a curated record